AUGUGCUCGCGAGAGUGCCAGAGCAAGAUGGGGCGCCAGGCAGGAGGCGAAUCUUCUUUGGGGGCGCGGAGUUGUGCGGGCUUGCGACCUUGGCCGACAUCGGGGCUUGGCAGCGAGCUGUCUCUAGUUGUAAGCCCAGCACUGCACGUGGCCACCGCCUCAGAAGAUUUCACUGCGAAAAUCUGGUGCGUGGGCUCAGGAGAGUGCCUGCGCACGCUGGAGGGUCAUUGGAGGUCCGUGAUGGCCGCCGUGUUCUCGCCAGACGGGCAGCAGGUGCUGACCGCUUCGCAGGACCGCACGGCGAAGAUCUGGUGCGCGGGCUCCGGGGAGUGCCUGCGCACGCUGGAGGGCCACCAGAAGACUGUAAGGUCCGCGGUGUUCUCGCCGGACGGGCAGAGAGCGCUGACCGCUUCGGCCGACGGUACGGCGAAGAUCUGGUGCGCGAGCUCUGGGGAGUGCCUGCGCACGCUGGAGGGCCACGAAAGCUCCGUGAAGUCCGCCGUGUUCUCUCCGGACGGGCAGCAGGUGCUGACCGCCUCGAUCAACGGCACGGCGAAGGUCUGGUGCGCGGGCUCCGGGGAGUGCUUGCAAACACUGGAGGGCCACCAGGGCACCGUGAUGUCCGCCGUGUUCUCGCAGGACGGGCAGCAGGUGGUGACCGGCUCGGACGACGGUACGGCGAAGAUUUGGUGCGCGGAUUCUUGGGAGUGCCUGCGCACGCUGGAGGGCCGCCAGGGCACCGUGAUGUCCGCCGUGUUCUCGCCAGACGGGCAGGAGGUGCUGACCGCCUCGCAGCAUCGGACGGCGCAGGUCUGGUGCGCGGGCUCCGGGGAGUGCCUGCGCACGCUGGAGGGCCACGGGAGCGCCGUGAUGUCCGCGGUGUUCUCACCGGACGGGCAGCAGGUGCUCACCGCCUCGGAGGACGGCACGGCGAAGAUCUGGUGCGCGGGCUCUGGGGAGUGCCUGCGCACGCUGGAGGGCCACCGGACAGCCACGUCUUGGGCUGUGUGGUCGGCCGCGUUCUCGCCGCCGUAG
This is a messenger RNA of Prorocentrum cordatum, 1035 nucleotides long. Lineage: Eukaryota; Dinophyceae; Prorocentrales; Prorocentraceae. The record is from the annotation of a GenBank genome assembly.